AUGCCAAACAAAUUCUCAGCCCUUGGUGGAAAUAAAAGCAUUGUGAGUGUAGUGUGUAAAAAACGAGGGCAUUCCUACCCUCCGUUGAGCGUGGGUGUCAGUCCAAACAGCGUGCACAGCCCCACAGACAUGAGCAGGGAGCUGAGGACGGUGACCACAGCGGCCAGAGCCAGGCCCCAUUUGGACUUCACCAUCCUGUGCGUGUGGAGGCUCUUACCCGUCGGAGUGGACGUGGUUGCGGAUCUCCUCCAGGAGGCUGAAGACCUGACCCAGCGGGGACCGGAACACGUCCACCGGCACCAGGCCGCCGUCCCACGGAGACACGGCUGCCUUCACCAGCACCUGCUGGAUGUAGGCAACCGGAGGACCCCGAUGCUGAAAGUCUUGAUGAGCUGA
This is a messenger RNA of Menidia menidia (Atlantic silverside), 396 nucleotides long. The record is from the annotation of a GenBank genome assembly. NCBI's taxonomy places the organism in Eukaryota, Metazoa, Chordata, Actinopteri, Atheriniformes, Atherinopsidae.